AUGGCAGACACCUUUUAUUCUGUUCCUGAGCAAGCCUCCAAGGUUUUUUAUGAAGGAAUUUUGCGUGGCCCGCAAACGGAGCAGCACCUUAUCCAUGACUUGGAAAAAUACGCCACAGUCCAUUUCGAAGGCUCUCAAGAUCCAUUUAUUCCUGUCAAUUGGCGAUUUGCAGAAAGCGUAUCUGCACUCAAAGCACUGGAAGCAACAUAUACCAAUGCUAUUCUCCACAAGCUUUAUGGGAUUUCUCCUCAGAAGGCGGUUAUAAACACUAACCAUGGGAUUCUAUUCCUUAUGUCCCUUACCCUGUUUUCCCUCGAUCCUGACGGCAAAAACAUAACAUUUCGGGAUAUUCGAAGUGACCCGGAGGCUAAGGACUUCUACCUUAGCUUAUUCAACGACUAUGAUACUUAUGGGUCGCUAGAAGGCCCAUAUCGGUGCUGUGCUUCGAAUAUUUAUAAGACGCGAGAUGAUCGAUUUUUUCACCUUCAUGGCUCGCUCAAUCCUAGCAUCGUUUUGGAAAUGCUGAAAUUUCCAUCCUUACCCCCUGGGGGAGAAGAUUCAUUUGAAAGGGUGCUUCCCAUGUUUCAUGCAGCACUCGCACAGUGGAAAAGUCAGGACAUUGAUAAAUUAUCAAAUGAUGUCUUCAAGACCGCAGGCACGAUUAGCUAUGACGUUGAUGGCUACCGUAAAACCGAGCAGGGUCAGGCGAACCGCCAUGUUGGCUUGUGGGAGUCUUUCAAAGUCAAUGAAAGUCAAGCCCCUUGUUGGUGGACUGAUGCCGCUGGCAACAAACCUAGUAACCCGUCAAGGCCUUUGGCCGGCCUAAAAGUUCUGGACGCCACGCGCAUUAUCGCAGGACCUGCCGUGACUCGUGGGCUGGCUGAGCUGGGCGCGACUAUUCUGCGAAUCACUUCGCCCUCCAUUCCAGACGCUACUAUCUACCAUCCGGAAUUCAAUUGGGGUAAGUUGAACGCCGCCUUGGACUUCAACAAACCAGAGGAUCGGGAAAGAAUGAAGGAACUCAUCUUGGAGUGUGACGUUUUUGUCUCUAGCUAUCGUCCAGAGGUCAUGGAAAAAUGGGGCUUCGGAGCCGAUCAAGUCAUAGAGAUGUGUAAGAACCGGCCAAAUGGAAUUAUAGUCGUACGGCUCAACUGUUUCGGUUGGAACGGUCCAUUACAACUGAGGAGUGGAUGGCAGCAAAUAUCUGACGCUCAUACUGGAGUCUCUUACGAGUUUGGUCGCGCGAUGGGUAAUGACGAGCCUGUCACUCCCAUAUUUCCAAACAGCGACUUUUGUACUGGUAUUUCUGGAACAUGCAGCGUGAUGGAUGCGUUGGUUCGGAGAGCAGAAACUGGUGGGUCGUAUAAGAUUAAUCUGGCUCUUGACUACUAUAACAAUUGGCUGGUCCAAAACGUCGGCAUGUAUCCCGAAAAUAUCUGGAACCGCCUUCGAAAGCGUUACGGCUCCCCUGUGUUUCGUCACUAUGAUCACAUGCUAGUCAUUAUUUCACGAGUGAUGACUCUGCUUAAGGAACACUCUCCAGAUCUCUUUGACGCAAAGUUCUUCGAAACCCGACCCUGUCCAAACUUGGGCAUUUCGAUUCGGACUAUCAAACCAGUCGUCCAGUUUGACGAGAUCGUAAAGCUUGGAUUUGAUAUUGGUACGAGAAGCAAUGGUGUUGAUGAGGCACGUUGGCCAUCCGCAGCUUAUCGCCAUGUUGCAACUGAAGUGUAG
Molecule: messenger RNA, 1734 nt
Organism: Ophidiomyces ophidiicola
Lineage: Eukaryota; Fungi; Ascomycota; Eurotiomycetes; Onygenales; Onygenaceae
Exons: 5
Coding region: 1-1734 (577 amino acids)
Molecular function (GO): catalytic activity
Source: RefSeq, a predicted model, not a curated record